This is a messenger RNA of Penicillium alfredii, 231 nucleotides long. RefSeq names its product hypervirulence associated TUDOR domain-containing protein. The record is from RefSeq and is a predicted model, not a curated record. Lineage: Eukaryota; Fungi; Ascomycota; Eurotiomycetes; Eurotiales; Aspergillaceae. The transcript is spliced from 3 exons. Bases 1 to 231 code for a protein of 76 amino acids.
AUGCCCAACUACCGAAAGGGAGAGCGAGUUAACUACCGGCCCGUCGGCGGCCCGCAAUCCAACACCUCCGAGAGCAUCGGUGUCAUCCGCGAAGUCGCAACGAAGUCGACCCAGUUGACUGGCCGUAAUGUAGAGGCCUCGGCAGAUGAGCCGCGCUAUGAGAUCGAGAAUGAGCACACCCACAAGAGAUCCGCCAUCAAAGAGUCCAACAUCCUAGGUCCCGCCGAAUAA